Molecule: messenger RNA, 216 nt
Organism: Perkinsus marinus ATCC 50983
Lineage: Eukaryota; Perkinsozoa; Perkinsida; Perkinsidae
Exons: 1
Source: RefSeq, a predicted model, not a curated record
GUGGGGUCGAAACACUAACCAGUCGAAUAAUGGUGAUGUUGAUGGUGAGUUCGAUUGGAAAGUGGGUGAGACUGAAAUACUGGACUGGUUGGAAGGCUCUACCGUUAAGGAGAUUAUGAAUCAGAGACGUUUACGUUGGUUUGGUCAUGAUCUGCGGCAACCUAGGGAUGCGGUUCAAAGAGAAUGGAUAGAAUCGGAGAUUGAAUCUGAUUCGAA